Alosa alosa (allis shad) is the source of this 916-nucleotide messenger RNA. RefSeq names its product CWC15 spliceosome associated protein homolog (gene cwc15). Gene Ontology annotation, molecular function: RNA binding. Lineage: Eukaryota; Metazoa; Chordata; Actinopteri; Clupeiformes; Clupeidae. The record is from RefSeq and is a predicted model, not a curated record. The coding region runs from base 119 to 835 and encodes 238 amino acids. Gene Ontology annotation, biological process: mRNA cis splicing, via spliceosome. Gene Ontology annotation, cellular component: catalytic step 2 spliceosome. The transcript has 7 exons.
UGUUUCAGCCAAUGGGUGGAAAGAAUGAUUACUCUCUGGGCUUGUGUAGGACCUAUGGUAGGACCCUGUACAACACACUCAUUUGUUUGAGUCUGUGUGGAUUUGAGGACACAUAAAGAUGACCACCGCCGCAAGGCCAACUUUCGAACCCGCUCGAGGGGGGCGAGGCAAAGGAGAAGGCGACCUUAGUGCAUUAUCAAAACAAUAUUCUAGCCGAGAUCUACCGGGGCACACAAAAAUCAAGUACAGGCAACCCACCCAGGAUGCCCCUGAGGAGGUGCGUGCCCGUGACUUCCGUCGUGAGCUGGAGGAACGUGAGAGAGUCGCUGUGAGGGACAAGACCAGGGAGAGGGGACCCAGGGAGCACACCACAUCGUCGUCGUCCUCCUCUUCUUCCUCUAAAAGACCCCGUCUCGAUCAGAUCCCAGCUGCAAACUUGGACGCCGAUGAUCCACUCACAGAUGACGACGAAAACUCUGACUCCGACUCUGACAGCGACGAUGACACUGCCGCCCUGUUGGCUGAACUGGACAAAAUUAAGAAGGAGAGGGCAGAAGAGCAGGAGCGAAAGGACAGGGAGCAGAAGGCUGAAGAGGAGAGGAUUCGCAUGGAGAACAUCCUGAGUGGAAACCCGCUUCUUAACCUGGCAGGGCAGCAGCAGCAGCAGCCCGUGCCGACUCCGGCCUCCUUCCAAGUUAAGAGAAGGUGGGAUGAUGACGUUGUUUUCAAGAACUGUGCGAAAGGAGUCGAUGAGGCCCGCAAAGAGAAACGUUUCGUCAAUGACACCCUUCGGUCUGAAUUUCACAAAAAGUUCAUGGAGAAGUAUGUUAAGUAGCAUUUGAAUAGAGAAUGUGUGUAUUGCCCUUUCUUGUCUGUUUUUGUUCAAUUCACUCAAUAAAGUUAUUUGUAUCUUCCA